GUGAGAGAGUGUGAGAGAAAGCUUCAUCCUGCUCCAAUCAUGCCGGCCGGCCAUGGACUUCGAUCUCGUACCAGAGACCUCUUCGCCAGGCCUUUCAGGAAGAAGGGUUAUAUUGCUUUGACUACCUACUUGAGGACAUACAAAAUUGGCGAUUAUGUCGAUAUCAAGGUCAAGUGCUGCAUAUGGAUUAGGUUAAGCAAAUUAUGGAGAGUGAAUAAGAAGAUUUGAGUUCCUCAUCUCCAGCAAAAGCAUGUGACUGACGUUUGAUGAGUUCACGUCCAUGUCUACUAUUAGCAAGAUUGAGGUGGACUUUGAGUCUGGUCUAAAGACCAACUUAACAUUGAAUUGCAUCUAACACGAUACCAAGUAUUAAUAUUAAAUACUAAGUUAUAUUGGCUAGAUAAACUAAAUGAUGUUGUUUAUACGAAAUAAAUGGUUAUUUAAUUACUAUUUUGGCUUGUAGGUUUGAAGUUUAUGUUCUAUUUUAUUUUUAAGUUUUAAAACGUUAAAUUUUGUUCACAUCAAAAACCAUAUUUCCUGAAGUUAAAAUCAAGUUUAUGUGGAGUUUACGCUUUAAUACGUUACUCUAACUUCAAGAUCACCAGUAACUCCUACAUUUAUAGAUUUUUCAUAGAAUCAUGUGGUUUCAAACUUAGCUGAUCUAUGAACCUAACCCUUUGACCAAGAUAGAUGUUUGAGUUUGGUCGAUAUUGAAUUAGGCCUAAAUUUUGAUUUUUAAUUGAAUGUAAAUCAACCAUGAAAACAUGUUGAUCACUGGGUUGUGCAAUUUUUUGCUCAUUCAACACAUUUUUACUAUAAUUUACGAGUUUAAUUUUCAUUUGAUCCAUAUAUCUCUGGAUGUAAUUUGACCCGUAUUCUCUAAAUUUACACUUAUACUCUCCAUUUUUCACUAAUACUCCUUUUUUUGUUAUCAAUUAACAAAAAAGCAGCUAAAUACUCACCUUUAUGUCAAUUGUCAAAGAAUUUAAACGAAUUAUAGUUAAAAUAGUGUUUGCUAUUUUCCUAUUAUUAAAAUUAAAUAAAACUAAUUCACAUUGUUGUUGUUUUUAAUUUCUUAAAUGAAAGUUAAGGUCAGAUACAGUGUAAAAUAUCGAGACAAAGGGAUCAAAUAAAAACUAAUGUUACAAUUCAACAUUCCAAAUUUGAAGGAAAAGGUAUUUUUUUAAAAUACUCGUUUUUAUUUAAACUAUUUUAAUACAAAUUUUUAAAAAUAUAUAUAAAAAACUAUCUCGUGUGGUUGACAAGCCUUCUAAUCUUUUGUCCAAAACGAUUUAAUUUUUAAAUCAAAUACUUAAAAGUGUAUUCCAAAUAGACUCUUGUACUCUAAUUAAAACUAAGCUCUACACCAUAUUAAAAUGGACUAAACGAACAUAAAUUGUUUGACCAUUUUUAUUUUUACAUGGAAGAACUAAUAUGGUUACAAAUAUAGCAAUUAUAUUUAAAGUAAUAUUAAGUUUACAAGAAUGGUAUAUACUCCUAAUUACACUUUUUCUUUCACUAAAACUAUGGGCUUUCAUUUUGGUACUCUGAUCCACUUCUCACCACACAGCCCACUUUAAUUUGGCCGGCCCAUUAAAGGAAGCAAUACUCAAAAACCCUAGUGUUGUCACUAUAUAAAUCCCCAAUACCUAGGGUUUCUUCCAUUUUGUGAGAGAGUGUGAGAGAAAGCUUCAUCCUGCUCCAAUCAUGCCGGCCGGCCAUGGACUUCGAUCUCGUACCAGAGACCUCUUCGCCAGGCCUUUCAGGAAGAAGGGUUAUAUUGCUUUGACUACCUACUUGAGGACAUACAAAAUUGGCGAUUAUGUCGAUAUCAAGGUGAACGGCGCCGUCCACAAGGGUAUGCCUCAUAAAUUUUACCAUGGUCGCACAGGUCGCGUAUGGAAUGUUACAAAGCGCGCCAUCGGUGUCGAGAUCAACAAGCAGGUGGGGAACAGAAUUAUUAAGAAGAGAAUUCAUGUCCGAGUCGAGCACGUGCAGCCUUCUCGAUGCACCGAGGAAUUCCGUUUGAGGAAGGUGAAGAAUGACGAGCUGAAGGCCGAAGCCAAGGCCAAAGGUGUAGUCAUUUGCACCAAGAGGCAACCGGAAGGCCCCAAACCAGGGUUCAUGGUUGAAGGUGCUUUAAUGGAGACUGUGACUCCCAUUCCAUACGAUGUGGUUAAUGAUCUCAAGGGCGGCUAUUAGAAUUUUCUCCUCUUUGAACUUUUCCCUUGUUUCGUCAGUCUUAUUUUUGUUUGAUCUUUGAACUGCUUGAAUAGUACAAUUUUCUCAUUAUGCUUCUAAAUUUUGGAUACCAAACUUAUGGAAUUGAAUUGUUUCUUA
This is a messenger RNA of Cucumis melo (muskmelon), 2340 nucleotides long. RefSeq names its product 60S ribosomal protein L21-1. Gene Ontology annotation, molecular function: structural constituent of ribosome. Lineage: Eukaryota; Viridiplantae; Streptophyta; Magnoliopsida; Cucurbitales; Cucurbitaceae. The record is from RefSeq and is a predicted model, not a curated record. The transcript is spliced from 4 exons. Gene Ontology annotation, biological process: translation. Gene Ontology annotation, cellular component: cytosolic large ribosomal subunit; ribosome. The coding region runs from base 1708 to 2202 and encodes 164 amino acids.